CGGCCCCGCCCACUGACGCGUACUCCCGGGCGGCCGCUAAAACCCGCCGCUCGCCGGGCUGCUCCAGAGCCGCGCGACGCCGCCGUCCGGGAGCACUUUCCUCGCCUCACCGCCGGCAGCCCGACCACGCGUUCCCACACACUCGCGCCUUUCCUUUCAGACGGCGGACGCCGGACGAUUGGGGCGGCAACGUACCAUUUCCCUUUUUAAAUUAAAAUUCUUUUCCUGUCUGUUGUUGGGGUUUUGUUUUUGUUUUUGUUUUUUUACAAUUUUUGUUUGACUGAGAAAAACUCACCGAAGGCCUUUGCGUGUUGUUUCCGGGAUACAGGAGCCGAGACCUCUGAGGCAGCCGCCCGGGCCCGUGCAUCGCCAAGGACAAAAGGCACCCGGCGUUACUUGCUGCUCCCGAUUCCUGUCGCUCCACAGCAUGAAGAAAACCGAAAUGGGAAGGUUCAAUAUUUCUCCGGAUGAGGACAGCAGCAGCUACAGUUCCAACAGCGACUUCAACUACUCCUACCCCACCAAGCAAGCUGCUCUGAAAAGCCAUUAUGCAGAUGUAGAUCCUGAAAACCAGAACUUUUUACUUGAAUCGAAUUUGGGGAAGAAGAAGUAUGAAACAGACUUUCAUCCAGGUACUACUUCCUUUGGAAUGUCAGUAUUUAAUCUGAGCAAUGCGAUUGUGGGCAGUGGAAUCCUUGGGCUUUCUUAUGCCAUGGCUAAUACUGGAAUUGCUCUUUUUAUAAUUCUCUUGACAGUUGUGUCAAUAUUUUCCCUGUAUUCUGUUCAUCUCCUUUUGAAGACUGCCAAUGAAGGAGGGUCUUUAUUAUAUGAACAACUGGGGCAUAAGGCAUUUGGAUUGGUUGGAAAAUUUGCAGCCUCUGGAUCCAUUACGAUGCAGAACAUUGGAGCUAUGUCAAGCUACCUCUUCAUAGUGAAAUAUGAGUUACCUUUGGUGAUCCAGGCAUUAAUGAACAUUGAAGCUACGGAUGGAUUGUGGUAUCUGAAUGGUGACUACUUGGUUCUGCUGGUGUCCUUGGUGCUCAUUCUUCCCUUGUCACUGCUGAGGAAUUUAGGAUAUUUGGGAUACACCAGUGGCCUUUCCUUGUUGUGUAUGAUGUUCUUUCUAAUUGUGGUGAUUUGCAAGAAAUUUCAGAUUCCUUGUCCUGUGGAAGUUGCUAUAAUAAUUAAUGAAACCAUAAACAGCACCUUUACACAGCCCACAACUUUUGUACCUGAUAUGGCUUUUAAUAUGACUGAAGAUGAUUCUUGCCGACCACGUUAUUUUAUCUUAAACUCACAGACUGUCUAUGCUGUGCCAAUUCUGACCUUUUCAUUUGUCUGUCAUCCUGCUAUCCUUCCCAUUUAUGAAGAACUUAAAGGCCGCAGCCGUAGAAGAAUGAUGAAUGUGUCCAAGAUUUCCUUUUUCGCUAUGUUUCUCAUGUACCUGCUUGCUGCCCUCUUUGGAUACCUGACUUUUUACGACCACGUUGAGACGGAAUUGCUUCACACCUACUCUUCUAUCAUGGGAACUGAUAUCCUCCUUCUCAUUGUCCGUUUGGCUGUGUUAGUUGCUGUCACCUUGACAGUGCCUGUAGUUAUUUUCCCGAUCCGGAGUUCCAUCACUCACUUGUUGUGUGCAACAAAAGAGUUCAGCUGGUGGCGUCACAGUAUCAUUACUGUGUCCAUUUUGGCAUUUACCAAUUUGCUUGUCAUCUUUGUCCCAACUAUAAGGGAUAUCUUUGGUUUUAUUGGUGCAUCUGCAGCUGCUAUGUUGAUUUUCAUUCUUCCAUCUGCCUUCUAUAUCAAGUUGGUGAAGAAAGAACCUAUGAAAUCUGUACAAAAGAUUGGGGCUGUGCUCUUCCUGUUAAGUGGCAUAGGGGUGAUGACCGGAAGCAUGGCCCUGAUUGUGUUGGAUUGGGUACACAAUGCCCCAGGAGGUGGCCAUUAACUGGCACCACUAAAACUCCAAUAGUCCAUUUGAUGCCAGUGUUGAGUCAGCUCUCAACUACUAUGAAAUUUCACCUAAUGUUUUCAGUUUCACUUCCUUUUGAAGUGCAGAUUCCUCGCUGGUUCUUCUGAGUGCAGAAUAAGUGAACUCUUUUUGUUUGUUUUUGUUUUGUUUUGUUUUUUUAAAAGAAACUAUUCUGUAUGAUAGAAAUGGAUGUUAACAACAAAACCACGAGUCUCGGGUUAACGGAAGUGACAAUUUUAUUCCAUUCCAGAGAAUGGACGAACUCUUAACUUUUAAUCAAGCCACAUGUUUGGCUGUGUCAUUGUUUAACUUGGAUAUUUUAUGAUUUUACUUGAAUGUGCCUAAUGGAACCAUUCGAUGUGAGAAACAAUUCUUAAUUUACAGCAAAGUAUUGAAAUAACCAUUGAGAAAAACACUAUUAUUUUUUGUACCAAAAAUAUUUAAAGACCUCAGAAGCACUAUUUUACUUUUUAAAAUCGCUUUUUUUGAACUUUAUCCAAAAGCAGUUGUCAAUAAAUUCCGUAAAAAAAUUUCAUUGUUAUUUAAAAACGUAAUAUGAAAUGAUUUGCCUUUUUGUAGGCAUGAUAAGCCAAAUACUUUUUUUACCCAAAAUAAUUUUUAGAGAAAAUGAUGUAAUGAAAAAUUGUACCAUGAAUAGUAGCAUAGUUUUUUCCAUUCAGACUUCACCGUUAAAGGCUAUUUGCUUGAUUGUGGCUAUACCAAAUCAGAUGAACUCUGUUCAUCACUUUUCUCCUCUGUCCCCAAAUAAUUUGGUUCAUUUAACUGAAAUAUUUAUGGCUUCAAUCUAGCUUCAAUCUAUUAGAAUCAAUAAUGCAGUUAUUUCUGUGGGAAAUAAAGUAACUGAUUUUGAGGUACCAAAUAGUGCAAUUGGGUAAAACAGGGUUUAUUCAGUUGCAUCUGCCUCCAGAGUUGUGUUGACAGCUCCAGGUUUUUUUGGGCCAGCCCUUUUUUGGCAUUGCUUCCAGCAGUGGAAAAUGGGCAUUUGAUGGCUAUAGGCCAAAACUUCUAUCCAGAGAGUACAACUUUUCAAAAUGCUCAUGUGCUACUGGAAGUGUGAAUUACUUGACAAUGUAUGGUUUAGUUGUGUUCAUGUUUUGUCUACAGUAGAGGUCUUAUCCACAGGUUACACCGAUAUUUGGUAUAAUAGAAGCUCUCUUCAUAUAGGCCACUGGGUUUCUCAUGCAGUAAGCUUUUUUAAAACUCCUUUGCACUGGAUUGUCAUCUCAUUCUUGUACAACAUAGAAUUACUUGUUUACAUCCCACAGAUAGUUAGCUAGGGAAAACAGUGCAAACCUGAGUGUAACUAGUCGGUCCGACUGCAUGUUCACCCUUCCAUUUCAAUCCCAGUUAGAAGUGAAAAAAAUUCCUCGGCUUUAAGAGCACAUUUAUUGUACGUCACGGUGUAUGGUGAAUAUAUUAUUAAAUAAUGUGGUACUUUGCUCAUCAGACAUAAUGUCUAAACUCUAAUAUACAUAAUUCCAUUAGUGGUUGAGGGAAGCAAAUAAUGGAAUCAUCAAUUGGUUGUCUGGCUCUAAGGUUGUUCUCUAAACAUUUGUAGUUUUAGGCAAGGGCCAGAAAUGUGGCAGACGUGGUUUUUGUUAUGCAUUCUUGUAUCAUAUGUGACUAAAUUACAGACGAGACGUCUGUAAUCAAAGACCCUUGUGGAACUGGAAGACAUCUUGUAGUGCGACAUUGGGUGAAACCAAUGGUCCAUUUUUGUUUGUUUCUACGAAAAGGGAAGUGGGGACCAUCUUGAAAGGCAGUGAGAAGACGGAUUCUACAGCACUGCUUUCAUUUAAUCGGGCACUUGGCACUCCGUUUGAAUCCAGAACCUCACCUCUAGUUCAGACCAAGAAUUGGCACUUCAGCUAGAGUUCCUGGAAAAAAAUGGCUGGUUUUGUAUCUUAAAGACUUGCCAGGGAAUACCAAGUAAAGAGUUGUUCUCUACAGUUUACAUCCUUUUACAUGGGAGCAAAUACCAUGCAACCCGAAGAAAUGGAAAAAAAAAAAGCUCUUACAGCCAAUCAGUGUGAGGCUCCUCCCAUCGCCUGACUGUUUAAGGUUCAAAAUCAACUGCCAAGGGUAAAUUCCAUUGCAUGAUUUUCUUGGAACUAUUGUAUCUACCUGGAGGUUCCUAAGCUGAAUUCCCAGCAAUGAGCAGUCUUCAGUAUUAAAACCACUGUCUGGUCACCUCAUUUUGCAUUACUGUCUUCCGUGGAUGUUUCAGUUAUAACUGUAAUGUUAUUUAUAGAACAGCAUUAAUCCAUUAAAGCUAACCUAUUUUUCAAUAUUUAUGAUAAUCUUAUGUACAUACAUUGUCUGUCCAUAUGUAUUUGUAAAUAGGUUGUAAAUACUGUCAUGUUUGGGUCCUGGGUUCAAAUGUAUAUAUUCCUAUAAGUUUCUUAACUGCAUUUUGAUGAAUUUACAUUAUGUAUCUAUAACAAUUGUCCCCAAAGUACCUGUACAGAGAUUUCAAUAAGCAAAUUGAGAAAUUGUGUAAACACUAGAAAUUUAAAAUACUGUUCAAAUUGUAUUUGCAAUAAACAAACUGGUUGAACAUCACUUUUUUUUUUCAUGAAAACUUGGUGCAAAUUCAGAUCUCGUAUUUAAAUUUUUAAAUAAGGUCUAGAUUUUCAAAAUGCAGUACUUCUCAAAAUGUGACCUAGUGUAAUGGAAUCAAAUGUGAUCUAGUGUAAUGAAAGACCUUUGAGAACCUGGGUGUGUGAAGCUUGGUGUAUAUAGUGUAAAUAUCUCCACUGUACUGUUAAGAGACCAACAAUUCCAGUAUGGCUUGUUGGCAAAGAGUGCUACACCGUUUCAAUGAAACAUUGUAUGUUUGUUUUAACUGAACUAAAAUAAAUACAUGCUUAAUCCUGAA
Sus scrofa (pig) is the source of this 4871-nucleotide messenger RNA. RefSeq names its product solute carrier family 38 member 2 (gene SLC38A2). Gene Ontology annotation, molecular function: L-glutamine transmembrane transporter activity. The record is from RefSeq and is a predicted model, not a curated record. NCBI's taxonomy places the organism in Eukaryota, Metazoa, Chordata, Mammalia, Artiodactyla, Suidae. Gene Ontology annotation, cellular component: plasma membrane. Gene Ontology annotation, biological process: amino acid transmembrane transport; L-glutamine transport.